AUGAACUCACGAGCUCAGGUCGACUUGAUCGAUAUGCAGAGCCAGCCAGAUGGAAAACAUCGUUUCAUUCUGAACUACCAGGAUCACUUGACGAAGAUGGUGUGUCUUCCGGGCUCUACAGACGAAAAACUGCUGAAGAGGUUGCUUUCCACCUCGUUGAUAUAUUCUGUGACAAAGGAGCCCCCCAUAUCCUGCAGUCUGACAAUGGAAGAAGAAUUCUCAAAUAAGCUUGUCAAGGAAGUUCUGAUGAUGUGGCCAGAGUGCAAGAUGGUUCAUGGCAAACCACGACAUUCCCAAUCGCAGGGCUCGGUGGAACGUGCCAACAGGGAUAUUGAAGCCAUUCUCGCAUGUUGGAUGUUGGACUGCGCUUUGUCCAGUGGAAGAAAAAAUACCCGCUUUCACUCCGGAAUUGGAAGGACACCAUAUGAGGCCAUGUAUGGACAGAAGGCUCGUCUUGGUGUUGACGCAAAUUUCUGUACCAGAGGAAAGUCCUGGACGGAGCGGGAAGUAAGUCUGCGGGAAGUAGCAAUUGCAGAAUCAAUGGGACAAGAGGCAAAGAAAACACUAAUAUUUGAAUCAGUUCUGGGUACCAAUUUUAAUAUAUGCUUCAGAAAGUUGGACAUCAAUAACAAGAGACUGGAGCAGAAUUUCAAUCGGCAGAAAUGA
This is a messenger RNA of Scylla paramamosain (green mud crab), 666 nucleotides long. RefSeq names its product KRAB-A domain-containing protein 2-like. Gene Ontology annotation, molecular function: nucleic acid binding. Lineage: Eukaryota; Metazoa; Arthropoda; Malacostraca; Decapoda; Portunidae. Bases 1 to 666 code for a protein of 221 amino acids. The record is from RefSeq and is a predicted model, not a curated record. The transcript is spliced from 5 exons.